Molecule: messenger RNA, 4179 nt
Organism: Triticum urartu
Lineage: Eukaryota; Viridiplantae; Streptophyta; Magnoliopsida; Poales; Poaceae
Source: RefSeq, a predicted model, not a curated record
CGGAAUCACUCGGAAACGGCGACGCUUGGGCCUGGGCCUGGGCCGGGCCUUAAUGCUCCCUCCCGUUCUACGGCAAACCCCCCAAUACGCCGCCCGCAAUGCGCCUCCCGUUCAGACCCACCGUGGCCGUAGCCAAUGCCGACGCCGUCCUCCCCCGCGCCGGCCCCGUCGCCGGCUUCGGCGCCACCACGCCGCCGGACGCCCGCAUGGUCAAGACGGGCUUCGACCCGGCCGCCUAUCGCCUCAACCUCCACCUCCAGUCCCUCAUCUCCUCCGGCCGCCUCGCGCAGGCCCGCGCCCUGUUCGACCAAAUGCCCCACACCAAGAACGCCUUCUCCCUCAACCGCAUGCUCUCCGGCUACUCCAGGUCGGGCCAGCUCGCCGCCGCGCACCAGCUCUUCCUCUCCUCCCCGCCCCGCCUCCGCGAGGCCGUCACCUGGACCAUCAUGAUGGCCGCCUUUGCCGCCGCCCCCGGCCGCGCCGCCGACGCCCUGGCCCUCUUCCGCGACAUGCUCAGGGAGGGCGUCGCCCCGGACCGCGUCACCGUGUCCACCGUGCUCAACGUGCCCGCCUCUGGCGCCGUGACCGCGUCGCUCCAUCCUUUCGCCGUCAAGCUCGGCCUCCUCCACUCCAGCGUCGUCGUCUGCAACACGCUGCUCGACGCCUACUGCAAGCACGGCCUCCUCGCUGCUGGCAUGAGAGUGUUCCAGGAGAUGCCGCACAGGGACUCCGUCACCUACAAUGCCAUGAUGAUGGGGUGCUCCAAGGAGGGGCUGCACAGGGAAGCGCUGGUCCUAUUUACUGAUAUGCGCCGCACGGGUCUUGACGCCAGCCAGUUCACCUUCUCCAGCAUGCUCACCGUAGCCACAGGCAUGGGUGAUCUCCACCUUGGGCGCCAGGUCCACGGCCUCGUGGCCAGAGCCACCUCCGCGCACAACGUGUUUGUCAAGAACUCGUUGCUGGAUUUCUACUCCAAAUGUGACUGCCUUGCUGAGAUGGAGAAGCUGUUCGACGAGAUGCCAGAGCGCGACAAUGUCUCAUAUAAUGUCAUGAUCUCAGGCUAUGCUUGGAACCGGUGUGCUAGCAGAGCGCUGCGGCUGUUCAGAGAGAUGCAGAUACUCUGUUUCGACAGGCAGGCCUUACCUUAUGCUAGUUUGCUGAGUGUUGCUGGCUCACUGCCUCACAUUGGGAUUGGGAAGCAAAUACAUGCUCAGCUGGUCCUUCUUGGCCUUUCUUCGGAGGAUCUUGUGGGCAACGCCUUGAUUGACAUGUAUUCAAAAUGUGGGAUGUUGGAUGCUGCAAAGACCAAUUUUCUCAACAAGAAUGACAAGACAGGCAUUUCAUGGACAUCAAUGAUAACUGGGUAUGUCCAGAAUGGGCAGCUGGAGGAAGCGCUGCGGUUAUUCUGUGACAUGAGAAGAGCUGGUCUGAGCCCGGACAGGGCGACAUUUUCAAGCAUCAUUAAGGCUUCCUCAAGCCUGGCAAUGAUCGGGUUAGGGAGGCAGUUACAUUCUUACACCAUCAGAUCAGGCCACAUCUCCAGUGUGUUCUCAGGAAGUGCCCUUCUUGACAUGUACGCAAAGUGUGGCUGUUUGGAUGAGGCACUCCAAACAUUUGAUGAGAUGCCUGAGAGGAAUUCCAUCUCGUGGAAUGCUGUUAUUUCAGCCUACGCGCACUACGGGCAGGCAAAGAACGCCAUCAAGAUGUUUGAAGGUAUGCUCCAUUAUGGGUUCAAACCAGAUUCAGUCACCUUCUUGAGUGUACUGUCAGCCUGCAGUCACAACGGCCUUGCAGAAGAAUGUAUGAAAUACUUUGAAUUGAUGGAACAUGAAUAUGGCAUAUCCCCCUGGAAGGGACACUAUGCUUGUGUUAUCGAUACAUUAGGUCGGGUGGGAUGUUUUGAUAAAGUUCAGCAAAUGUUGAGCGAGAUGCCAUUUGAAGAUGACCCAAUCAUUUGGAGCUCCAUUCUUCACUCGUGCAGGAUCCAUGGAAACCAGGAUUUAGCUAGAGUGGCAGCUGAAAAGUUGUUCAGUAUGGGAUCCACAGAUGCGACGCCUUACGUUAUACUGUCCAACAUAUAUGCAAAGGCUGGUAAAUGGGAAGACGCUGCCCGUGUUAAAAAGAGCAUGAGAAAUAGAGGACUUAGGAAAGAGUCAGGUUACAGUUGGGUUGAAGUCAAACAAAAAAUCUACAGCUUUUCUUCAAAUGACCAAACCAACCCGAUGAUAUCCGAGAUGAAAGAAGAGCUUGAGAGGCUGUACAAAGAGAUGGAUAAACAGGGAUAUAAGCCCGACACUAGCUGUGCCUUGCAUCAAGUGGAUGAUGACUUAAAGUUGGAGUCAUUGAAAUACCACAGCGAGAGAUUGGCCAUUGCAUUUGCUCUGAUUAACACCCCACCAGGGACGCCAAUUAGAGUUAUGAAAAAUCUAUCCGCUUGCCUAGACUGCCAUGCUGCAAUCAAGAUGAUGUCAAAGAUUGUGAACAGAGACAUAAUUGUAAGAGAUUCAAGCAGGUUUCACCAUUUCAAGGAUGGAGUUUGUUCUUGUGGAGACUAUUGGUAGGGAUUAGGCUUUCUUGUGCAAAUCAAGGAUGCACACUGAACAUGCUGACAAACAACCAAGGAUUGUAAGAGCACAUCUAUCAGAUAUUUCGGUGGCCUCAAGCCCUCAACCUCUGGGUCGUCCGGGUCCGCUGUGCGUGCUCCCGUCCGCGUUGCCGAGGGACGCCUCCUCCUGCCGUGCUCCUGUCCAGUAUUUUGUUAUGGAAAAUUUUCUUACCAUCGCCUCACCUAUUUGGACAAUUAGUUACAAUCCCUAAACUGUGCUGAAAUGCAAUGCUAAGCAAAUGGAAGAUAACAGUUUGUACCGGCAAAAGGUCAGUUACAGUACUUUGCCCCACUAAAAGAGAGGGAUAUUAUCACCGUCCGUGGUGCAUCUUGUUUGCAUUUUCCUGUGAUAGAAACAGGUGCAUUUUGUUACAUUUUUCCAUGCUGGAUUUUAGAUAUGAUGUUGAUGCCUACAAUUCUUUUUACUGAAUUUAUAUGGCACAUGAGAACUGAUACAUUACUGCCCUCAGUCCUUUUGCUUUUAUGUAUAUUUAGGAACAUGAUACUACACUUGAUCUUUUCGCAAAAUAAAAACUGUUUGCAACAGAGAUGAUACCUGUGAUUUUAGUCAGCUAAUGCUGAUGCUAUAUGGGAUUUUGUUUGUAUUGAAGGAACUGUGUACAUAAUGAACCAUAUAUUACUUAUCCAGUGAUGUAUGCAGUAUGCUCAGUACUAAUCCAGUGUGUUGUUUUCUUGUGAUGGAAACUGCUGCAUUUGUUGUCCAUUUUGCCAUCGUGAGCUUCAGAUAACUACUUUGUGUGCAAAUAUGCCAAUGGAUAACAUCCUCUGGAUUAACAAGUUCCUGUGUGCUGCUGCUCUUACUAUCUACCUGGUAGGCUGGUCUGACAGUGCUAUUGAUGGCUUUUUCCUCUGGAGUACCAAGAAAAAUAGCAGAUCACCCCUGCAGUAGAAGCCAUGCAAGCGCCAUGUAAAAUGGUUUUCAAUCGGAACCGAAGCCAUCUAUUGAAGUAACAUCUGUAGGGACUGAACCUGUAUGCCACUCCCACUAAUAUAGAGUGAAGGGAAUAAAAAAAUUGUUUGUUGUUGGCUUAUAAUGGUAACUGGCCAAGCUACUUCGCUCACUUUCGUUGCAUUUUAUGGGUCCUUCUGUGUGUCACUGUUGUCAUUCUGGGCCUUACUGCUUGGAGGAGGGUCAGGGACAUUUUCUGCACGGGAAGAGCGGCGUCUGUGGUGGUAUUGGCCAGAAGUAGGUUCCUGAUGUUCUGACGAAACUAGCAGACAAUAUUGUUGUGAACCCAAUCUCCAAGAAGCUUGUGUGGCUAAAAUUGUAACGAAGCUGUACAUGAAUCAUAUUUGCUGCCCAUUCAUUGCUUUUGGUCGCUUGUGGUCAGUGGUACUUGGGUACUGCAUCAGCAAAAUUCUAGUCACAUUCUUACUGCGAAAUUGGGAGGAAGUUGGCAUUUGACCAUGCAGGACAGAGUUGACGACAUCGAUUAUGCGCUACUCAUCACUGAAACUUGAUAUUCGCUUCAUUGUCAACCCAAUCGAUAAAUCUCCAAGAAGCUUGUGCGGCUGAAAUUGCUGCACAUGGAUGGUAUACAUUUGCUGCCCAC